AUGGCGAGCGUCGACCCCAUCACUGCGGACAACAUCGGUCUCGGUCCGGACGGGGAGAAGAUUGUCGAUCCGAGCUACUACCUCAUCCUCGGCGUCAAGGGCGACGUCGAUCAAGAGACCCUCAGGAAGCAGUACAGGAAGUUGGCCCUCAAGUGAGUAUAGAACGCAUGUGCAGGGCAGGUCUUGCUUCGCUUCUGACCUCUCGUUCCUCACGUGGAACCACGCCAAAGGAACCACCCCGAUCGGAAUAUUGGAGACGAGUCCGCCGCUGCGAGGUUCCAAGAGAUCGGCGAAGCUUAUGGUCCGUGACUCAUCGUACCAUAGUCACGCGGAGGAUAUUCCACACUCAUAUCCAUCUACUUUCUAUAUCGUACCAGCCAUCUUGUCCGACUCAAACGCACGAGCGGUGUACAACAAGCAGGUACGUCUUGCAUCUCAUCACUGAACCCGUGCCGUCGGUCACGCAUACAUCACUCGGAUUCGCUGACGAUGCCCCCACACCUCAUUCGAUACCAUUCAACAGGGCAAAAAGUCAGCCGUUAAUGAAGCCGGUGGCGAAGCGGCGAUGCCCGACCCGGGAGAGAUGUUUGGUCAGAUCUUUGGCGGCAAGGCCUUCGAGGAUUGGAUCGGCGAGAUCUCGCUCGGAAAAGAUGUGUCCAAGGCAUUCGUAAGUCAAGCACGAAGUUGAAGCCACUGUCGUUCAAAUGGAAUGACUGAUGCUUAAUUGGUGGUCGGCAGGAAAUGAGCACGACAGAAGAGGAGCGUGAACAGCUCAAGGCCGAGAUGAUGGGUACAGAUCCUUCCAAAAAGGCCGCCGACCCAACCGCGACCCUCGGCGCCACAUCUACUGCAGCAGAUACAACAAGUACGAUGGGAAUCGAAAACAACACGACCGUGCCGCCUCCCCAAAGUUACAUCAGUCACUCGACCGCCGAUGAUAUUCCUGCGGGUCCGGGCGUAACGACGACUGGACCGGCUUCGACGGAAGGCAAGUCCGCGCCGACGACAUCGACUUCUUUAGGUACCGCCACAGCUACUUCGCCCAUCCCAGGUGCCUCGACCGCUGCUGCGGGUGCUCACGCCUCGUUGUCAGCUGCCGACGCGGCCGAAGAGAAGGAGAAGAAGCGCAAGCUCGAAGCCGAGAAGCGUGAAAAGAUGGAGCAGUUCGAGCGGGAAAGGACCGAGGAGAAGAAGCAACGCAUCAAGGUGCUCUCAUCCAAACUCAAGGAUCGUAUCCGUCCUUUUGUUGAAGCCAAGAACCCCGGGGCGAACGACGAUCCGGAAACGCAGCGCUACCUCGCGAGGAUCAAAGAGGAGACAAUGGACUUGGCCUUGGAGAGCUUUGGUGUCGAGUUGUGCCACUUGAUUGGCCAGAUCUAUAUGCAAAAGGCAUCAUCGUACCUCAAACUGCACAAAAAGUCAUUCUUCUCCAACGCGCUCGGUGUGCCGGGGUGGUGGUCCAGGGUCAAGGAGAAGGGGCAGAUGGUCAAAGAGGGGUGGUCGUUCCUUAGCGUCGGGAUGGAGGUGCAACGCUCGAUGGCCGAGAUGGAGAAACGACAAGAGAAGGGCGAAUUGGAUGAAGCUGAGGCUAAGAAGAUUGAGGCCGACAUGAGUGGGAAGCUGUUGCUCGUCGCUUGGAAGGGGUCCAAGUUCGAGUUGUCGACCGUGUUGCGACAGGUCGUUGAUGCUGGUGAGUACACUCCUUUUUAUUAUCGAAGAUUGUUGGGACGUACUCUGAUUGAUCCACUUCCCACCCUGUAGUGCUCGUCAAGGAUUCACCCGAGGUGACGGACGCGAUCUUGACCCGCCGGGCUCAGGCCAUCAUGUUCACGGGAGCGAUCCUCAAGACGGUCAAACCCGAGGAAGGCGACGAUGAGAGGAGAGAACUGGAGAAGCUCGUGGCUGAGGCAUCUAGGAAGCGAAAAGAGAAAAAGUCGGGUCCCAAGCCGGUCAAGGAGUGA
This is a messenger RNA of Microbotryum saponariae, 1961 nucleotides long. The record is from the annotation of a GenBank genome assembly. NCBI's taxonomy places the organism in Eukaryota, Fungi, Basidiomycota, Microbotryomycetes, Microbotryales, Microbotryaceae.